This is a messenger RNA of Trypanosoma brucei brucei TREU927, 1827 nucleotides long. RefSeq lists its product as hypothetical. NCBI's taxonomy places the organism in Eukaryota, Euglenozoa, Kinetoplastea, Trypanosomatida, Trypanosomatidae. The record is from RefSeq and is a predicted model, not a curated record. Gene Ontology annotation, molecular function: transcription coactivator activity. Gene Ontology annotation, cellular component: nucleus. Gene Ontology annotation, biological process: positive regulation of DNA-templated transcription. Bases 1 to 1827 code for a protein of 608 amino acids. The transcript has a single exon.
AUGCCACCGAACCGUUGGGGUCGGCCACCGUCCCUCAGCCCCACUGAGGCUCACAAGGGGGAACUCAUCCGCUACAUAAAAAAUGAAAUUCACGACAAUAACCAUCUCGGCCUCCUUGGUGAAGAGUUGGACAAUAUGGCGAACAUGUUGGCAACGUGUGGUUCGAAGCGUGAAGUAUAUGAGUGGUGCCAGACCCUCAUGGUCGGAGAGGCGAUGGCUGCCGAGGUCAUAAAAAGGCGUACCAACCAUGGGCCACGAUUCGAAGGUGAACCCACAGAGCAGAAAAACGCACCUGCAUCUGCACCUGCCGUGAGCCGUAUGCUAAAUUUAUCAAGAAAUAAGGGUACGAAGAAAAAAGGUACUCCUGCUGCUAAAGGAGGCAACAGCAAAGCCACAGCUGCUUCCACGCUCAAGCCAGGGUUUUCCGAAUGUGGUUGCUUUGCCACGGAACACAACUUACGUGGAAACUGUGCGAACUGUGGGCGCAUCAUAUGUGAGCAAGAAUCAGACGAAGCAUGUUAUAAUUGUGGGUUAUCACCAUCAACGUGUGUUGCGUAUGAGAUUAAAGUCCAAGAGGGCCGUUUAACCGAGGCGGCACAGGAAAGGGACCGGGCAACGUAUGAGGCAGCUGUGUCCAGGCGUGAUGAACUACUGAAGUAUGCGGAAACUCGUGCCAAGCGCACUAAGGUUAUUGACGAUCAAACAGCUGUAUUCUUUGCGCCAAAGAAUGCGUGGAUGACCGUCAAGGAGCGGGAAAAGGCCGAAAAGGAUGAAGCACUCGCGGAGCGACAACGGAAGGUAGCAGCGAUGCACCGCCACACCGGGGCGUAUUCUGUGCACUUGGAUAUCAUGAAUCAGAACGUGUCGCUUGGGUGCCCGGCGCCGCCCGGGCCCGGUCAGUGUCUGAAAUCGUCUUCUUCAUCUACUUGUAGCUCGCAACUUUCCGACCCAAAUUUUGACGAGUGUAACAUUGAGGAAGUGGAAGAGGCACGUGCAUUGCCUCUUCCAACGCUUAUGCAAAAGAUAUGGUACAGUUUAGACGGCUCGACGGGGACUACUUGCUUUGCUAAUGCUAACGGUGCCACUGGUGUGCAAGAUAGUAAACCGGAGGUUCAUACCACUCAUGAAGUUUCACGUCGUGUGCAACAGGACUACUAUGAGGACGACGCACAAUUCUACCGUGAUCUGCAUCGUUUCCAACAAGAAGAAUAUGCCAGAACCCAGUCUGUUUGUGUGGUAGAAACUGAUGACAUUAUCUGUGACGAUACUGAUGAAGCGGGGCAACAGUCUAAAGAUAAUUUUGUGUCGGGCGUCACGGAACCUACCGAAGCAACUUCGGAAGGUAUUGUUCUUUCUGCAUUAGUUCCAACACCUGUCAUGCGCAUGAAUGACAAUGGCACUUGUCUCUCCCUACACCAACCGUGGGCCGGGCUCCUUGUCGCUGGCAUAAAGGUGCAUGAGGGCCGUGUGUGGAGCACAGACUAUCGCGGCCGACUUUGGAUUCACGCAGCCUCCUCACAGCCACACGACAUCAGAGAAGUGGAGGAGAAAUAUGCUAAAUUUAUGGAACCCAAUCAAAAGUUUCCCGAACAUUACCCGACACGUGUAUUACUGGGUUACGUGUUUCUCAUGGACUGCAUGGAUCGGGAAAGGUAUGAGGAGAAUUAUACGCCUGAACAACGACAAGAGGAGUCCCCCUUUUCAUUUAUAUGUGCUGUCGGUAAAACACUUCCUUUCCCACUUCCGAUGAGUGGUAAUCACAAGUUGUUUCGUUUAGACCGUAAAUUGCAUAUAGCUGCCAGGAAGCAACUUAUGGAGGUGAACUAA